Messenger RNA from Durusdinium trenchii, 2115 nucleotides. Lineage: Eukaryota; Dinophyceae; Suessiales; Symbiodiniaceae. The record is from the annotation of a GenBank genome assembly.
AUGGCCAACCGGCGAGCAGCCUUCGCAUGGGCACAGAAUGCCAAGGCCAAGAAGGCCGAAAAGGAGCCGGAGCGGCUGGCGGAGCGCAAGCCGAAGAACGAGGCCUCCUCGCUUCUGGGACACUACAUCCAAUUGGAAAAGGGUGAUGAUGACCUGAGCAGUGCUCCGGGUGACCUGCUAGGCCCGCGAUCGCAGGAAGCGUUGCUGGCCAUUUUCAAGCUCAUCGACGCGGACGGGGGUGGCUCCAUCUCGAAGCUCGAGCUCAUUGGCGCCGUGUACCGCCCCCUGGAUGAAGACCGAGACGGCGACGGUCAAGAAAAGGUCACGCUUUGGUGGCGAGCUUCGUGCUUCAAGGGCAUGGCCUUAGACUCUGCGGGGCAGAUCAGCAUCAACGAGUACAGCUUCGAUGUCGUCGACGACAUCUUCGACUCUGGGCCGUUGUCUGAGCCGAGUCGCAAGGAUAGCAUGGCGGGCGGGGGGACACGCGUGAAGUACGCCGACUUCUCUGCCUAUUUUCGCCGGGUGGCUGCUGCCUGCUUGGCUGCGGAGAAAGAAGAGGCCAAGAUGCGGGAGAUCUUCCGUUUGAUCGACGUGGAUGGCGACGGCUCUGUCUCCAAGCUGGAGUUGGUGGCGGCGAUGCAGAACAGCACUCGUGCGGGCAGCUAUUUGUUGCCCAACGUGAACACACGGAACGUGCUGGAGAACGAGACGAGUUAUGACAUCGUCUGCGGGCUCUUCGAUCAGAUUGCAUCAGGUCGAAAACGCAUCAGCUUUCAAGAUUUUCGGAAUUACCUCACCACGCGCUUUGCGGACAACUUUGACCGGACCCCCUCCGUGAGCAGUGCAAGUCCCUUAAGCUCUUGCAGUCCAACGAGCACGAGCGAGCAUGCGGAUCGCUCCACCAUGAAGUUGAUGAUUUUGGCGCCGGGCUUCGGACAGAACCCGCAACAAGCCUCGAUGCUGGCACAGGCGGGUUAUCAGCUCUUGUGGUUCACCGACUUGCCGGAGUAUCCCGAUGAGGGAGCGCGCUUGACGUACCAGACCGUGGCGCCCUUCUUGGCGAAGAUCCGCGAUGAGAUCCAAAGAUUGAAGCCAACUGCACUUCUUUGUGCCUCCCAAGGAGGUGCCUAUUUAGUCGGCUUGUGGCAGCUCGGCUAUUGGAAGGGGCCCAGCGUGAUGCUGAAUGCUCAUCCCAGCCUCCCGAUGCGGCUCCCCAGCGCUGCGCCCAUCGUUCUGGCCCACGGCUCGAACGACGAGGUGUAUUUGUGGCGCCGUGAAGACCUGGAAGACUUGGUCUGCACCGCUUCGCCCAACCGAUGCUUGCUCUACUACACCUCCAAUAGCGGCUACUUGGCCUCAGGCUCGCUGACACGCUUGGGCGAUCGCCAUUUGAUGCAGUCCAUCCUCUCCAAUGACUGCCUACCACGUUUGAUCGACGCUGCAGUUAGCUCUAUUGGCCCAGAGCUCUACAUGCUCCAAACCUGGCAGUCUCAACUGGGAGAGGAUCGAAGGGAAGCGCAACAUUGGCUCGGCUACUCGCUGGAGCGGCUCCGGCGGUUCUGGACCUCCCCAGGACGCCGGGGCCGAGAUGAGAAGCUGCACAGCGUGCCCAGCAACAGCGAGGAGUACAAGAAGGUGGCCACCAUCUUCCGGUCGGAACCCACUGAAGCACCUGCAUACAUGUUGUCCUCCCAGGCCUCUUGGGAGCGCUUGCCCAUCUACAAGAUCGAGCGAGUGGAGAAUGGGGGCCAGAUGGAAGGCAGCGCGAUACCUUAUCGAGAUGGUGUGAGAGCAUCCCUGAAACAGCAGGGUGUGGAUUUUGACCCCAGCAUCCACAGCUGUUGGACGUUCCACGGCGCGGACCACGACGCCUUGAUGUCGAUCGUUCGAGAUCCGGUGGUGGGCUUUCAACCCUUGAUCUCCGGCAGCCGCAACAGCCCCGUCUGGGGCUCUGGCACCUACUUCGCACGGGAUGCCAAGUACGUGGCCGAUGGGCAAUUUUGCCCAAGGCGGUCGGAUGGCCUAAGGUGCAUGCUACUCUGCUUGGUGACGAUGGGCAUUCCUUGCUUGGGAGAUCCGCAACAGAAGGCUGAUGAGUGUGGCGGUCUUGAAUGA